Dichomitus squalens LYAD-421 SS1 is the source of this 771-nucleotide messenger RNA. RefSeq lists its product as uncharacterized. Gene Ontology annotation, cellular component: mitochondrial inner membrane. The transcript is spliced from 6 exons. Gene Ontology annotation, biological process: mitochondrial respiratory chain complex IV assembly. Bases 1 to 663 code for a protein of 220 amino acids. The record is from RefSeq and is a predicted model, not a curated record. Lineage: Eukaryota; Fungi; Basidiomycota; Agaricomycetes; Polyporales; Polyporaceae.
AUGAAGAUCGUCAGCAAGGAACAACAGGAUGCUCAGCAGCGCGCCACCGUCAUCGGAGGGUUGAAGGGCAUGGCAGGCGGCUUUGCCGUCUCGAUCCCAGCGUCCCUCUACCUCCAGCGCACGAACGCGUACUAUCGUCGCCUCCAGCCUUCUCUCAAGGCCUUCGGUGUUAUCAUGGUCGUCGUACCCGCAUUUGUCAUUUCGGCGGAGCAUGCUGGGCAGAAGUACGAGCAGGAACAAUGGCAUGAUGCCGGAAAGGCGGAACUGGAUGCUCAACAGCGCCGUCAAGAAGCCCGAUGGGAGUCUCUCACUCCAGGUCAGAAGAUCAGCGACUUCGUUAGGCGGCACGAGUACGGGGUGAUCGUCGGGAGCUGGGCUGUGGCCAUGGCUGGCGCUCUUCGUUACGUCAUGAAAGACCCCUUGCAAAGCACAACACAAAAGGUCGUUCAAGCCCGUGUGUGGGCGCAGGGCCUCACGAUUGGCAUCAUCAUCGCCGCGGGAAUCUUGACCCAUUCACAGCGGUCGAAGGAGCUUGAGUCGAUGGAUGAACACAAUGUCCGGCACUUGCCUCCCGACCAUUCUUGGUUGGACGUUCUGCAAGAGCAAGAAAAGGAAAAGGAGCGCGAAGACGCGGGCUCGACCAACACCCGUGGCGCAUUAUAGCAGGGCUUGUGGUCAACCCAAGUAUACAGCGACGAGUCGGCAGGCACCGGACGCGUAUCGGGGACGUUUUGAACUGGACAGUUGUACCAGCGCGUUGCAUAUCGAGAG